AUGAACCAGCUCACGACAGAAAAGCUUCAUAUGUUCAGAGCGGUGAAGAGGAGUGAAGAGGCCGACAAAAGGUUCACUGGAGGAAUACAGGGUUCCUACUGGUUUCCUGUUUGCAUUCACACCGCCUGCCGGGAGAGCGGCGAGCGGCAAGUGAGGCUACAGACACAGCCCAAAGUCCCCUGUGCUCGGUAUGUGAUCUACACAGGAACGUAUGACUGCUUCCGCAAGACCGUAUCCAAAGAGGGUAUCCUCGGCCUCUAUAAAGGUAUGGGGGCUCCCCUGGCGGGAGUGGCUCCUAUGAUGGCCAUCAGUUUCUUUGGGUUCGGCCUGGGUAAACAGCUCCAGCAGACGGACCCUGACAAACCCCUAACGCAAACUCAGAUAUUCCUGUCUGGCUGUCUGGCGGGCGUCUUCACCACCGUGAUUGUGGCUCCAGGAGAGAGGAUCAAAUGUUUACUGCAGGUUUGUUCUUCACGCUGAUUAUUUUACCCAUUAAAUCCAUUUUGUCGUCAUUGUUUGAUUUGUACAGAAAAUAGUGGAAAUAGUGAUGUCGUCAUA
This is a messenger RNA of Anarrhichthys ocellatus (wolf-eel), 558 nucleotides long. Its product is annotated as mitochondrial carnitine/acylcarnitine carrier protein-like. Gene Ontology annotation, molecular function: O-acyl-L-carnitine transmembrane transporter activity. Lineage: Eukaryota; Metazoa; Chordata; Actinopteri; Perciformes; Anarhichadidae. Bases 1 to 480 code for a protein of 159 amino acids. The transcript is spliced from 5 exons. Gene Ontology annotation, cellular component: mitochondrial envelope. Gene Ontology annotation, biological process: carnitine transmembrane transport; mitochondrial transport. The record is from RefSeq and is a predicted model, not a curated record.